ACCUCGUUUCCAAGUUAUUUGCCCUUAAAGUUUUCAGUGCAUUAUAGUGGCUUUACUGAUGUUAAUGUACUUUUCUUUGACGUCCAUAUUAUUUUAAUAUUAAAGUUUGGUAAAUUACAGAACAAAUUUAGAGGUGAUGUUUUAGAGAGUUUAUCGAAGAAAAUUGUGAAGAAUAUAAUCAACUUUCCAAAAGUCACACACAGACACACGGAAGAACGCCUUGCAUCGUGGAAUUGGUAUGCUAACGAAAAAUCGAAUGGUGAAUCUCACCCAUGCAUGACACCUGUCAAUGAAAUGGAUGACUUAAAAAAAUUAAUCAGAGAUGUGAAUGAAGUAUUAGACGGCUUGAAAUUAACACACGUGUUGAUUUAUGGAAGCCUCUGGGGAGCACUCCGCUACAACAAUCCGUUGCCGUGGGACAACGACUUAGAUAUGGCUCUAAUGUACGACGAAGUCAAAGGAAUCGAUGUGGCGGAUUUUGUAAGAGCCUUUCAUAAAAAGAAUAUAAAUAUAUAUUACAGAUUAUGGCACGGAACAUAUCGUGUUCAACGCAACACAGCACGUGGUGACUUGAUGGUGUUUCGAAAAACAAUUUUUGAUAACAUGUGUAGAACAGGAAUUGAGACGUGGUUAUUUUUUAUCAACCAUAAACACUUUCAUACCUUUCCUGCUUCUCUGAUGGAAAAACCGUUACCAGUGGCGCUCUUUGCAGGUGUCAAUAUUUCCAUACCUCGAAGCGGUAUAGAAAUACAGAAACACUUUUAUCCACAUGACUGGUGGAGAGAAAUGAAACCGGUUGGAUGUUAGAAAUAUGAAUUUAUAUAGAAACGAAAAAAAAAAUUACUGUUAGUUAGUUUUAAUAUGCAUCUGCACUUACAAGGUUUGACAAAGCAGAAAAAUAAUUGCUUUCAAGUCUUUCUUAUAUUUUAUAUUUUAAAUGCAUCAAUUUUUUAAGAAUGUUAGGGUUAUAAACUCUUAGUUUGCUUCGAUCUUUAUAGCGAAAAUUAUUUUUAUUUUAUUUGAGAAAAGUAUAGUAAAAGAAAUUUUUACAUAAAAUUAAAAAUAUUAAACGAACAUGAAUUUGGGUGCGAUUUCAUUUUGUUCAUGCAGAGAAAAUUCUUCGCCAAAGAAACCCUCUUUAAACUUCGUUUGAUACCAUGUGAUAAUUCAUACUCGUUAAAGUUUUUUUAAUACCUCGGGGCAACCUUUUUGUAUUUUUCUGUAUUAUUAUGUGACAUAGAGAAAUUUGUACAAUAUUCUAGGAAAAAAUUUUUGGGGGUAGUUAGGAUUUUUAAAUACACUUUGAAUUUCUUUCUGUUAUGCAUUGUAAGAAUAACAUAUUUGAAACAACAAACGAUAACUACGAAAGCAUUUAUCAGAAGAUUUUACACAUCUAAAUCGUUUGAAAGACUUUUUAUUAUUCCUAAGUUUACGUUUCAGUGUUUUAGCAAUUUUUUAACUUUAGAAAUGUAUGAUGACAUCACAUUGAACCGAAUCGCAUCAUUUAAUUCUUUUAUUUCCACUUUUUCUCCAAUUUCAACACUUUUGGAGGAAAUUGAGGAUAAGCUGCAGGUAAGAGUUCCCG
Hydractinia symbiolongicarpus is the source of this 1585-nucleotide messenger RNA. RefSeq lists its product as uncharacterized. The transcript has 3 exons. Bases 277 to 807 code for a protein of 176 amino acids. Lineage: Eukaryota; Metazoa; Cnidaria; Hydrozoa; Anthoathecata; Hydractiniidae. The record is from RefSeq and is a predicted model, not a curated record.